GGUAUGCAGCUUAAAGUUGGUUGUGAUGCGCCAGAAACUGAGAGAAGAAGAAGCAGCAGCAGCAGCAUAACAUUGCACUGCACUCACAAAUGAUAUUAUAUCCAAUUUGAAGUCUUUUGAACGUAGAAGCUGUUUCAGUAGGUGUCUUGUACAGCAACGCCACAUAGUGCACUAGUUAUUAGUUUAGUAGCUCUUCGCUAGAGAGAGGAAUAAAGUGCUAAACACUUCAGCUACAGCAAUUUGCAGCAUCAGCGAAGACGUUAAGGACUUCAUUACAGCACAGAGCGGCAAAGAGGAACACAGACAAUAGAGCUUUUGUCUUGACAGUACACUGCAGUAAAAUAUGUCAGAUGCUCAAGAUCAAACUCACAGUCGCAAGGGCAAUAAAAGACCAGCAAGGAAGGUAAACCCUUCCACCAAACCCAAGAGACGCAGACCUUCCUCUCAGACACUAACAGACCGCACAAGGGUUCGAGUGGACAUUGGAAAUGCAUUUAAAAGGUGGCGUGCGCUGAAAGCGGCAAAUGGAUUGAAAUCUGAUGCAGAAGUGGCCCUGAAUCUGCUGGAUGCAAUGAAGAGGUUGCCCUCCAGGUCAGCUUCCCCUGAAGACAGUGAUAAAAAGAUUAAGUUCUCCCAAUCUGAGGUCGAAAUGUUGAUCGAACAGGAGGUUCACACUGCGUUGAAAAAGAAAGAAAGCAAGCUGCAGGGUUUGAUAGGAACUAUUCAACAGCUGGACCGUGCAGUAGACUAUGGAAACUCCAUGAAAAAACUGGAGGCUCGGAUUAACACGGUAACCAAGAGGACGGAAGAAGUUAUUGCCUACAUGACGAAGACACAGAAAAAGAGCCCAAACUCUGAAGUGGAAAACAUGUCACAGUUUGACCAAAAGAGCAUGGAGUGCGUGGACAAGAGCGGAGAGCUCUCUAAAAUUAUGGAAACAACAAAAAAGGCACUAAAUGAGAUCCGUGCUGAUAAUAACGCUUUGAAGGCUGCCAUAGCCGAUUUAAGUGAGGAGCUGCCUCCUCCGGUUCUUACCCCAUAUGGCUCUCCUGACUGUAAGGAACUUCUCCGGUUCAUAAAGAAAGAGCCACAAGAUACAGAGGAAAUACAGAACUACGUUGAGGAGUCCAAGCAGUGUGAGGAACCAGGGGCUAGUAGGGUGAAAGUAGAAUGUGUCUCUCCUGGCAAUAUCAACACUCCCAAGCACACAGACUCAAAGCAGGACGAGCUCUUGUUUCCUCCUCUCCCCUUCCAUCCCUUCCCCUCCACCCUGAGCAUGGAGGCGGCGUCAUACAACAUCCCCCAGAGACCAGAGGUACAAAUGGCUCUCAUCAGGAACCCCGCUGGCCUCUCUGUGCUCUGGGACGUGGCGGAGAAAGACCCCAGUGCGCCACCCAUGGAUAGUUACGGAGUCUUCAUGACUGUGGAGAAGGUGAAGGGUAGCAACGUCUUCCCAGAUUGGACUACCCUCGGUGAGGUGAAGGCCAUCCCUCUGCCCAUGUGUGCGAUGAUCAACAAGUACAAGCCCGGGCAUAAGGUGUGUGUCGCUGUGGUGGGCAAGGACACGUUCGGCCGGUUCGGACCUUACAGUAAAGUUGUAACCGCAGCCAUACCUGAAAAGACGACACAAGUGGCUACUUAAAGAGGGAUUUCCCCACUUUCCACAUGAACAAAACUAUUUUCAAGUGCCUCAAGGUUGAUAACAAGGAAAGCAUCGGGAGGAUACUGAUUCCUUUUUUUUGGUUGUCUUUGGAGACAAUGUUACCUACAUCAUUUUUUAAGUUUUUGA
Sebastes umbrosus (honeycomb rockfish) is the source of this 1789-nucleotide messenger RNA. It is a transcript of the gene atf7ip2, whose product is annotated as activating transcription factor 7 interacting protein 2. Bases 344 to 1642 code for a protein of 432 amino acids. The transcript has 13 exons. Gene Ontology annotation, cellular component: transcription regulator complex; nucleus. NCBI's taxonomy places the organism in Eukaryota, Metazoa, Chordata, Actinopteri, Perciformes, Sebastidae. Gene Ontology annotation, biological process: regulation of DNA-templated transcription. Gene Ontology annotation, molecular function: protein binding; transcription coregulator activity. The record is from RefSeq and is a predicted model, not a curated record.